This is a messenger RNA of Vicia faba (fava bean), 294 nucleotides long. The record is from the annotation of a GenBank genome assembly. NCBI's taxonomy places the organism in Eukaryota, Viridiplantae, Streptophyta, Magnoliopsida, Fabales, Fabaceae.
AUGUUUUUUACUUUUUCUUUCAUUUUUUUCUGUUUCUCUUUCUUUCAUUUCCGAAGUAACACUGGUGAUGUUGUUAGAAGUGAAGUCGGAGUUUUUGUAAACGAUGAUAUUCUCUUUUUCAGUGACAGGUCUAUUUUUACUGUUGAAUAUGUUUGUUUUUCUGAAGAUGGACGUGUUUUCGUCGGAGAAGACAAUCAAAAUUUUGUCGGGGAAGAUGACAUAAUAGUCGCCGGAGGUGUUGCCGGAAUACUUCAUUUUUUUUUUUACUUUUUGAAUGAAUUAGAAAGAUUUUGA